GGUGCUGGAAGCGUCGACGUCGGCUCCUGGGCCGGGCGCAGCCUCACUCCUUAUUGGCUGGUUCUCGGGGACCGCCCCCUCCCCCUCUUGCCACCCCUGGGUUCCCUCCCGGGUCCGCAGUAGAAAUACUGCCCUCUCGCUUCUUGACCCCUGGGCCUUUCUCCCUCCCUCUGCCCUCCCUCCCGCUGCCGUCGUUGCUUCAGGAGCCCCUGCUCCCUCAAGGAGCUCCCGCUUCGGUGAUGGGUUCUCGGGCUUCCACGUUACUGCGGGACGAAGAGCUCGAGGAGAUCAAGAAGGAGACUGGCUUUUCCCACAGUCAGAUCACCCGCCUCUACAGCCGGUUCACCAGCCUGGACAAAGGAGAGAACGGGACUCUCAGCCGGGAAGAUUUCCAGCGAAUUCCGGAACUUGCCAUCAACCCAUUGGGGGACCGGAUCAUUAAUGCCUUCUUUCCAGAGGGAGAGGACCAGGUAAACUUCCGUGGAUUCAUGAGAACUUUGGCUCAUUUUCGACCCAUUGAGGAUAAUGAAAAAAGCAAAGAUGUGAAUGGACCAGAGCCACUCAAUAGCCGAAGCAACAAACUGCACUUUGCUUUUCGACUCUAUGACUUGGAUAAAGAUGACAAGAUUUCCCGUGAUGAACUGUUACAGGUGCUACGUAUGAUGGUCGGAGUAAAUAUCUCAGAUGAGCAGCUGGGCAGCAUUGCAGACAGGACCAUCCAGGAGGCUGAUCAGGAUGGAGACAGCGCCAUAUCUUUCACAGAAUUUGUUAAGGUUUUGGAGAAAGUAGACGUAGAACAGAAAAUGAGCAUCCGAUUUCUUCACUGAAGGACUGAGACCAAACUGUUCCCUGCUUUCUAGUAUUUAAGAACUGGAACUUGAGGGUCCUCCUAUCCACUAGCCCCAUCUCCACCCCAUCAUUCCCCUUCUUCCAAAGUACUACUGCUGUUGCAUGACAACCCCAAAUAUGUUCUGUCAACACAAACCUGCCUUUGGUGUAUAAACAGGGCAUUAAAGAAUGGUACACCAGUCUAUUUCUGUUCAGUAUCAGUCACCAGUUAUCUCCAUUUCUAAGUAUCUCCCCUGGUUCGCUGCUGAAGGCCACAUGUCCAUCCAGUCUGAGAAAGUGAGAGAAGGAAUCCAUGCCAAGAACCAACCAGCAAAGCUCUUUCACUGGAUGUAGACUACAGCCAUGCUGCCUUCCCUCCAGCCGGGCUUUGGCAUGCUCCUUCAUCCUUUUUAUAUGUCCUUUGCUUCUUCUCUUUCACCCAACUUACCAUUCUCUUAGUUCUUAAGUCUCCCUGCUUUUUAUUAAGCUCUAGUCACUCUGUUCUACUUGGCACCCGAAGCUACACCUGUUAAAUGUAUUUCUGACUUGGCAUGAUAGUGCAGUUGUCUGGCAGUUUUUGUCUACCUUUAUUCUUAAAUGGGUCUCUGGGAUGUUGCCUCUCCAGGAGCUUUUCUGUAACCAACAUUUCUCUUAGAAGAAAGAUCAUCUCUUGGUCCCCUGCACUCUGCUCUGUCAUCAAAAGGCUGUUGGUUGAAAAUGUUCCUGUUGAAAGGUGGUGGCCUUGGUGAGAGGUGUAGAGCCAAGACUUCUAGGUGACUUGCCCAGGUCACUCUAACUCUGGCCUCUGAUUCUCAACAUACAUAACACAUGGCUACUCUUGUUAGUACAGUGUUGACUCCAGAAAAUAGCCAUAUGCCUGCAGGUUUGCUUAGUUUUGUGAUACCAUCACCACCAGAAUGGCUGCCCUGACAAUAAGCUGAGGGCUUUUUUCAUGGCUUUUUGAAGGAGCCUGUGUACUUUAAAAGCCUGGUGUAUCCCUACUUCUGCAGCAUGGUUUAUGCCUCAGUGUUAUGUGCCCUGGUACAUUUUUCACUUCACAUUUCCAAAUAGGAUGAGCAGUGUUAAUGAAAGUGCCUAAUUUAUCCCAGUCCAAGAGAUUUAAAGAUUGUCCUCCGUGUCUUGAAGUUUUGCACAAAAUCCUCAAUAAAUUUUACACCUGGCAAAUGUUAAUGCUGGAAGCCAUAGUCAGCUCCUAAAAGAGGUCCAAAGCAUUGAAUGUAUUAUUAUCAUAAUCUGCCUGGUUACAUUGACCUCCUAGCGCCUCUUGUAAACCGCUAGUAAUCUAUUAGAAGCAAGGAGUCUGGCACCAGUGGCACAACCUGAGGUGGCAACACAGACCCUUCUUUGCCACACCAACUUCUUUGCCUAUCCAACUUAGUAUAGACCUCAGUGAAUUAAGCUGCUGUCAUCUGUCUUUGGGAGUCUCUUCGCCUAUAUAUCUGCUCUUGGCUGAUUUUCUCUGACUCAUUGCUUGCUUGCUUGCUUGCUUGGUUGUUUCCUUGCUUUGGAAGGCUAUCCAAGAUGUAUACACACUACUUUAGGAAGGGAAUUGCUUAAAAACAAGACACUGCAAAAGGGAUUGGGAAGAAUUGGAAUCAGGAGUGACCAGGCUGGAUGACUCAAGUAUAAAUGACUGAGAAAUUCUUGAUGAAGUAUUAGUCUGACUUUGUCAUCAAGUGAUGUAAUAUAGGAAAUGCAUAAAAGGGAAUAACUUUCUGACACUGAUCUGUUAGAGAGGUACUUCAGAGACUCCUGGACUUUUACAUAUUUAAAGUUCCUAAGAUAAUGGCUUUUUCCUCCUUUUGGCUGUAUAGCAAACUGUUUUAUUCCACAGUUGUGCCUUAUUGUUCCAUUUAAAUUGUAUUCUUUGAUCCAUCAAUAAAUACUUGUGGUUAAAAUAA
Molecule: messenger RNA, 2750 nt
Organism: Nyctereutes procyonoides (raccoon dog)
Lineage: Eukaryota; Metazoa; Chordata; Mammalia; Carnivora; Canidae
Gene: CHP1
Product: calcineurin like EF-hand protein 1
Exons: 7
Coding region: 240-827 (195 amino acids)
Molecular function (GO): calcium ion binding
Source: RefSeq, a predicted model, not a curated record